Monopterus albus (swamp eel) is the source of this 2951-nucleotide messenger RNA. It is a transcript of the gene mysm1, whose product is annotated as Myb-like, SWIRM and MPN domains 1. The record is from RefSeq and is a predicted model, not a curated record. Gene Ontology annotation, molecular function: protein binding; metallopeptidase activity. Lineage: Eukaryota; Metazoa; Chordata; Actinopteri; Synbranchiformes; Synbranchidae. The coding region runs from base 62 to 2692 and encodes 876 amino acids. The transcript is spliced from 20 exons.
ACUGCUCUCAGUUCUCAGGUCCAGUUCUUCCUCUUCUCUCUGUUUACGUUCAUCCAACAACAUGGAGGACGAGCUUGAUGUAGAUAUCGAGGGAGACGAGUCUGAAAGCAGCAUUAAGCAGCUGGACGGAGGAGAUUUAGUCCAGGAGCAGUUCAUACAGUCUGCGUGGAAGAGCAGCGCAGGGAUACUGCCCUGGGAGCUGGACAGCUCAAUCAGCCCGGAGAACAGAGAGGUGAUAGAGAAGAUGCUGCUGGAGGAACAAUACUAUCUGACAGGUCAGGACAUUCCUACUCAUAUUUGGGACAGUGAUGCUAACAACAAGUCCAAACUGAAAAAGUCUCCAGCCAAGGCCUCUGCCUCAGGUUCAUCUUCUCGCUGGUCCAAGCAAGAGAAAGAGCUCUUUGAUGAAGGACUGGCUCGGUUUGGUCGAAGUUGGACCAAGAUUGCCAAGUUGGUGGGCAGCCGUACUGUUCUCCAGGUCAAGAGCUAUGCCAGACAGUAUUUCAAACACAAGGCUAAAUCAGAACCCAGAGGUGCAGCUCCAUCUGCAGGUGCUGUGCUGCACAAACAACCCCCUCAAACCACUUCCAGUCAUGGUAGCACUCUGUCGAACACUGUCCGUAUAGAGAAGCUUUCUGAUGAUGAGGACGAAGAUGUAGACAUCACAGACAACCCAAGUGAUGACGGAAACGCUGAUGACAAACUGAAAGCUGUGUUCGGCACUGAGUUCUGUGAGCCAGAGCAGCUAACAGGCGCCAAGAUCCAGACAGACAAUUCCUUAGAAAAGCAGAAAGAUGUAGGUCAGGCUGGUACAAAGGACCGACACAGCCACGUGUUGCUACCUCCACAAAGUCCUCACCCCUCAUCUUCGUUCCCUUGCUCAGUGGAGUGUGAUGGAGCUGGCCCAGAUGAGAAAAGCAACCAGACAGGAUCACCUUUUCUAAAAAACCUUCAUGCGAGAGAACAGAUGGACUCAAAGCAAAUGACCGAUGAGAAUGAUGGCCAGUGUUCCCAGUUUGAGAGCUCAGUGGAGGCCGGUCAGUUGGAAGAGCCCUGGAGUGAUGGCACAGAUUUUGCUGAUAAGACUGAGCACAAUGUAACUGACAGACCAGAAGACAACCAGGAGGAGGAGGAGGAAGAGGAGGAGCUUAAGGUACCUGAACAGGAAAUAGAGAUAGACACAGAGACCAUCACUGAGGACGAAAAGCAAGCAAUCCCAGAGUUUUUUGAGGGAAGACCGUCCAAGACCCCUGAAAGAUACCUGAAGAUCAGAAACUACAUCCUGGAUCAGUGGUUGAAAAGCAAGCCCAGGUACCUGAACAAGACAUCAGUUCGUCCUGGCCUGAAGAACUGUGGUGAUGUCAACUGCAUAGGGAGAAUACACACAUACCUGGAACUCAUUGGAGCCAUCAACUUCAACUGUGAGCAAGCAGUGUAUAAUCGCCCAAAGGUGGUGGACCGCUCCAGGCAUAAAGAAGGCAAAGAGAUGUUUGAGGCUUAUCAGCUUGCCCAGAGACUGCAGAGCAUUCGGACCAGGAAGCGCCGCGUGAGGGACAUAUGGGGAAACUGGUGUGACGCCAAAGAUUUGGAAGGACAGACAUAUGAGCAUUUCAGUGCUGAGGAACUCGCUCUGCAUAGAGAGGAGAUGAAGAAGCAGCAUAAGCCCUGUAAGAUGUUCAGAAACAGAGGGUCUUUUGAUCCUUUCCAGCUGAUUCCCUGCAGGUCUUUUGGAGAGGAUGUACAGGAACCGUUCCAGGUUGUUGUUUGUGCAGACACUUUGCUCAUCAUGGACAUGCAUGCCCAUGUGUCACAGGGUGAAGUAAUCGGCCUGCUAGGUGGAACUUUUAACAAGGAAAAGAAAGCAUUGAAGAUCUGUACAGCAGAGCCAUGUAACAGCAUAAGCACAGGUUUGCAGUGUGAGAUGGACCCGGUGUCUCAGACGCAGGCCUGUGACGUGCUGUCAUCACUGGGUUUCAGUGUGGUGGGCUGGUACCACUCACAUCCCUCCUUCCACCCCAACCCUUCAGUACGGGACAUAAACACUCAGGACCAGUUCCAGAGUUACUUCUCGCGUGGUGGAGCCCCCUUCAUUGGCAUGAUAGUAAGCCCAUAUGACCCAGCCAAUCCCUCCCCCCACUCCCAAACCACCUGCUUGUUGGUGAAAGAGAGUCAAGAUCCCUCAGGCCCCCACAAGCAGCCCUACAGAUUUGACUUCCUGUCAUCACCAGACAUUCCAGACUGGGAACAGACAAUGAGGAGAGCUCAGUGGAUCAUCCACAAAUACGUUCAAACACCCGGGAGUGUGCAGAUGAACAGACCUUUCCGGAAAGAUUCUCAUCUCACCUGUCUGGAGAAAAUGCUGUCAUCUCUAGCCAGGUACCUUGAGCCCCUGCCAGAUGAGGAGGGAGACCCUUUUCUCACACACAUCCAGGCUCUUUUCCAGUCUGACUUUAUUGCCAAGCAGCAACAGGAAGAGGGAGAAUCUUUAAAUGCCUUAUCUGGACCAGUGGACUCAGAUGAUCUUCCUUUUGAUCAGCUGAUUAGCGAGGAGAGACCCCAGGCAGGAGACUCUGAUCAGGAUUCUGGCAGAGCUUCAGACAGCAGUAUACAGACCGCCACCUCUGAGACAAACAGCAACACAUUGUUACAUCUAGGCUCUGUGUUAUCAACUGAGCAUGACUAUUUACUGUGAUGUACCAUGUACUUGUGCUAUACUGCGAUUUUUUUUAACUUAUGUGUAAACUUUUCUGUAAAUUUGUAUGGCUUUCUACCAGAAGCUUUCUGGUUCAAUUUUUAGCAGUUUUUAAAAAUGUUAGAAUUGGAUUGUGUGAGCAGAGUUCACAUUAAAGCCUGUUAACCAAAUACCCAGCAACUCCCCGAGUAGAUGUGCAUGUAUGUUUGUGUGUGGUGUGAAUGAGUGUGUUAUGAUGAACAUUUUGUCAGUUGUACAG